Messenger RNA from Paraphaeosphaeria sporulosa, 867 nucleotides. RefSeq lists its product as uncharacterized. The record is from RefSeq and is a predicted model, not a curated record. Bases 274 to 648 code for a protein of 124 amino acids. Lineage: Eukaryota; Fungi; Ascomycota; Dothideomycetes; Pleosporales; Didymosphaeriaceae. The transcript has a single exon.
GAGCUGAAGUCAUAGCCUAGGAGAUUUAUAUAAGGUAGGAUGAAGGUGUGAUGGAGGGCCACUGAAUAUCCAACCAUCCCAUCUUCUAGGAUUAUAUCCCACCCUUAGCAUCACUUCCAAGAGGCUCUCUAACGUCCAUCUACAUACCAUUCUCCACCCCUCCUACAUUUCAGAGGACCAUCACCAUUCCAACCUCAAUCCUCAAAGUCCACCUUUAAGGAGAAUCCGACGACUCUGCUAUUUCCUUUCGCUCACCAUUACUACACAAUCAAGAUGAGACCCGCGGCAGCGUUCACCAUUAUGUUCGCCGCCACCACCCUCGCCACUCCCGCACCCAAGCCCCUCGCGGACCCUUCUCUCGAAGUCCUCACCGAUGCACCGUCUUUCGCGCCGGAAGUUGACGCGCGCGCCGCCGCUUUCCUCGAAGCUCGCGACCCAAAAAGCGGAAGUAGCAGCUCCAGCUCCAGCAGCAGCGGCGGCAAGAGCAGCUCCGGAAGUAAGAGCAGUUCCGGGAGCAAGACGGGGAGCAAAAUCGGCAAGAGUGGCAACAAAUCCGGAAACGACUCGGACAGCGCGGCGGCGAUGCUGACUUCGAACGUCGUGCUUGAGCUUGGCGCCCUGGGUUUGGGCGUUUUGCUUUGGGUGUGAGUGGAGGGGAGGAAGGGAGUGUACGAUAUGACGAAGUCAACUUCUGGGUGGAAGACUGCACGACGACCAGAGCGCUGUUCCGGGCGAACUAGCAAUGGCCUUCGCACCGUCGCGUGCAUGCGUGGAGCAUGCAUGCACUACACCACAAGCGAUCGAACCUGUACGACUAUAACGAAUGCGUCGAUCUUGUCCCAGCGUUUUUUUCCAGCGAUUUCUUAG